Messenger RNA from Tribolium madens (black flour beetle), 1111 nucleotides. RefSeq names its product NAD-dependent protein deacylase Sirt4 (gene Sirt4). Lineage: Eukaryota; Metazoa; Arthropoda; Insecta; Coleoptera; Tenebrionidae. The coding region runs from base 115 to 1023 and encodes 302 amino acids. The record is from RefSeq and is a predicted model, not a curated record. Gene Ontology annotation, molecular function: NAD-dependent protein lysine deacetylase activity; NAD+ binding. The transcript is spliced from 3 exons.
CGUUUAAUUUAACCUAACUUUUUUAGAUUCCAUCUCUUUAAUUUACAUGUUUCCCAGUGUUUGUCAUAUCUUUGCGAACAUUUCGUUGAAAUGAGACAGUUUUAACACUCCACCAUGUCAAAUCUGAGCAAACAACUCCCUUUUUUACUAAAACGGGCCCCCCUUUUGAGUGACUUCAUCCCAAAACACUCGCCAGCCCCUAGUACUGACGUCCAAUCCCUCAGAAAUUUUGUCAACGAUCACGAGAAAAUCCUAGUUCUUACUGGGGCAGGGAUUUCGACUGAGUCAGGAAUCCCCGAUUAUCGGUCCGAAGAUGUGGGCCUAUAUGCUCGGACCAAUCACAAGCCAAUUCAAUAUCAGGAAUUUUUAAAAUCGGUAAAAGCAAGACAAAGAUACUGGGCUCGCAACUAUAUAGGGUGGCCCAAAUUCUCGCAAACUCAGCCAAACAUAACACAUUAUAUAGUCCAAUUUCUAGAAAGUGUGGGAAAAGUAGGGUGUGUGGUGACCCAGAAUGUGGACAGUUUGCAUUUUAAAGCCGGUUCUGGAAACGUGAUCGAGUUGCAUGGGACGGCAUUUAGGGUAAUUUGCUUGACGUGUGGCAGCACUUUCGAUAGACAUAAAAUCCAGGAAAAAUUAAUUGAGGGAAACCCCGAUUUGCGCGAGACCUCGCAAAUGAUAAGGCCAGACGGCGACGUUGAAAUUUCACAAGAGAAAGUACAAAAUUUCAAGCCACCAUUUUGCGACCACUGCCAGGGUGUUCUCAAACCCGACAUUACUUUUUUCGGUGAUAACGUACCCAAAGAGCGGGUGGACAAAGUCAGACAAAAUGUGACCCAAAGUGAUUCAAUUCUAGUCUUAGGUUCAAGUUUGAGUGUCUUUUCCGGGUAUAGGAUUAUUUUACAGGCAGUUGAGGAAAAAAAGGAUGUAGCCAUAGUGAAUAUAGGGCCCACAAGGGCUGACAAACACGCCAAAUUGAAAAUCUCCGCCAGAUGUGGGGAUAUUUUACCCAGGAUUUUUGAGUAAAGUACCGAGUUGGGGGAUUUGGGAUUGUUAAGUUGGUUUUGUUGAAAAUAAAAGUGUGACAGAAACAGGUUGUUUUAUUUAAUGCAUU